Molecule: messenger RNA, 3252 nt
Organism: Saitoella complicata NRRL Y-17804
Lineage: Eukaryota; Fungi; Ascomycota; Saitoellomycetes; Saitoellales; Saitoellaceae
Product: Xpo1-domain-containing protein
Exons: 1
Coding region: 195-3185 (996 amino acids)
Biological process (GO): tRNA re-export from nucleus
Cellular component (GO): nuclear pore; nuclear matrix; cytoplasm
Molecular function (GO): small GTPase binding; tRNA binding
Source: RefSeq, a predicted model, not a curated record
AGACUCUUGUAUCAUCGACCAAAACCUUAACCGUCUUGAUCAAACGGCUUCCGACUUGAGUCAUCGUUGACCAUUGCUCUCUGUAUUCGUGCUUAGGUGUGCAGUACUCCUCUCCCGAUCCACUCCUUUCUUCCCACCGAGCAAAGCAUUCGUCAGUAACUGUCAAAUUCGAUUCAAGGCACAGAAAGCACAGCAUGGAUGAGCAAGUCGAGCAGGCGGUCCGGGUCGCAUUAGAUCCCGCAGCGGAUCCAUCAUUGAAGAAACAAGCAAUGCAGUUUUGUGAACAAGUCAAGGCUUCGCCGGACGGUUGGCAGGUUUGUCUGGCAUUGUUCACGAAAGUUCCGAAAGCUUCAGAACCAGCAAGGUUCUUUGCGUUGCAGACUGUGAACGAUGCGUUGGAGCAUAGGCGGGAUACUCUGGGUGAAGGGAGUUUGGAGUAUAUCAGGACGACGUUGUUGAAUUUCGUGAAUGUGGAGUUUGUCAGUGGAAGUGGUGGGGAGGAUCCAGCGUAUCUGCGCAACAAAUUGGCACAGUCUUUCUCGUUUCUGUUUAUUGCGAUUUAUCCGACGUCAUGGCGUUCCUUCUUCGCUGAUUUUCUCUCAUUAUCGGUGUCUUCCGUUCCAUCAGGUCGACGAACGAACCCACGAACAGUCAACUUCUUCCUCCGCAUUUUGCUGGCCAUCAAUGUGGAGAUUGCGGAUGCGCUUUUUGUUCGGAGCCCGGCGGAGGUGCAGAGGAAUAAUGCGAUCAAGGAUGUGAUUCGAGACAAUGAUGUGACGAAGGUUACGACGGUGUUGAGGGAGUUGAUGUUGGAGUAUCAGGGCAGUGAUGAUGGUGCCGUGCAAUUGGCUUUACAGGUUAUUGGAUCAUGGAUCUCGUGGAUUGAUAUCAACUUGGUGGUGAAUGAGAGUUACAUGAACGUCAUCUUCAAUUACUUGUUGAAUGAGAAUUUGAGGAGUCAUGCUUGUGAAGCACUUGUGGAGAUCGUGGGGAAGAAGAUGUUGCCGCCUGGAAAGCUGGAACUAAUCUCAUUGUUGAAUUUGACGACGGUAAUGAAUCAACUCGAUACGAGUGCGGAUCCAGAAUUCAGUCAGCAUGUUGCGCGGUUGGCGAAUAUUCAGGGAGUGGAGUUGGCGAGGAUUCUUGAGGAUGGAAGCAUCACCCCGCAAGCACAGGCACAGGCAACGGCUCUUCUUCAGGGGUUGUUCCCGUUCUUGUUGAGGUUCUUGUCGGAUGAGUACGACGAGACGUCGAUGGCUGUGUACCCCUUCGUCACCGAUCUCCUUGCCAUGAUCCGAAAAGAGAAGAAACGCGGCGCGGUUGAUCCGGCAAAGGGACAGAUGCUCGGACCCCUCCUGAGUGCCAUGAUCCAGAAACUCCGCUACGAUGAUGAGUCGGAGUGGGGAUCUGAGGCUGAUGCGGACGAGGAAGCGGAGUUUCGGGACAUGCGGUCGAAGAUCAAGAUCUUCCAGGAAACAGUCGCGACGAUUGAUCCGGAACUUUUCAACAACGCUGUGUAUUCCGUCGUCUCGUCGACGUUGGGUAAACCUGCGCAGAGCUUGAACUGGAGAGAUCUGGAGUGCGCGUUGUUUCAGCUGUAUUCGUAUAGUGAGUGUAUCCGCGGCGCGCAGAUUUACGUCAAGAGCGAUCAGGAUCCGACGCCGACGCAGCUUGGUGGGAUGAUGGCUAUGCUCGUUAACUCUGAUGUCGCGACACACACACACCCCUCCAUUUUUCUCCAAUUCAUGGAGAUUGUGGUAAGGUAUGUUUCCUUCUUCCAGUUACAGUCUGCUUUCGUCCCCAAGGUCUUGGAAAUCUUCAUUGGACCGAAGGGGUUGCAUAAUGAGAAUGUGCAGGUGAGGACACGCGCUUGGUAUUUGUUUUACCGGUUCGUCAAGAGUUUGAAGAACAACUUGGGAAAUAUUGCGGAGGUUGCGUUGACUGCUAUGGGUGAUCUUCUUGUUGUCACAGCUGAGUUACCGUCGGAGGAUCUGGAGGCGGAGAACGAGAUGAGCGCGGAUGCUGCGACGUCGGGCGGAAGUUUCGAGAGCCAGCUGUAUUUGUUCGAGAGUGCGGGGUUGUUGAUCUCGGAUCAAUCUGUGCCUGCUGAGCAGCAGUUGGCCGUGGCACGGAAGUUGCUGGCGCCGUUAUUUGCUGAUAUUCAGCAGCGACUCGCUGGUAGUAAAACGGAUCAGUUGAAUGUGUUGCAGGUUCAUCACGACAUCAUGGCCAUCGGAACCUUCUGUAAGGGAUUCCCGGAGACGAUGAAGGGUGAGCCGGCGACGGCUGAGUGGGCGACGGCGUUUCUGGAGGCAACAGAAGUUAUUCUCGUUGCGCUUCAGACGUUCAAUACGGUGGAGAUUGUCCGUGAUGCUUCGAGGUUUGCGUUUGCGAGGUUAGUUAGUAUUCUGGGGUCGCGGUUGCUUCCGGAGACUCCGAGACUUAUCAAUGGGUUACUUACGGAGGCUAAGACGUCGGAGUUGGUUGAUUUCCUUCCCUUCUUGGGUCAGUUGAUUCACAAGUUUCAGCCGCAUAUCUUCGAUAUGCUCAACAACUUGUUGAUGCCUUUGUUGGGCCGGAUCUUCUCUACGCUCAACAACCCUGCGGAGGGAACGGAUGCUUUGCUCAAGAGGAUUGAGAUGCGCAAGGCGUACUUGAACUUUAUUCUUGCGAUCUUGAACAACCGUCUUGGCUCUGUCUUUGUUAGCGAGACGAACCAGGGUAACUUCGAGUCCAUCAUUCAAAGUAUUGUUCACUUUGGGUCUGAUGUGUCUGAUGCUCCGACGGCGAAGCUUGCGUUUGGUGUUUUGACGACUAUGGUUGCUACAUGGGGUGGUCCUAACAAGACUACUGCUAUUACUAACCAGCUCGUCGGUCAAGAUCUUCCUGGGUUCCAGAGGAUCAUGUACGAAAUCAUGACUCCAGUAUGCUUCGAGGUUCCUUCGAAACCUGAGUUCAACCCCCGAGAUGCUCAAGCGCAACUCCUCCUCUUCGAAAUCGCUUCCCUGCAGAAAGCUAUGUUCGAGCAAAAAGGCGACACCUUCAUCGUCGCCCUCCAGAACUACCUCGUCUCCAUCAACUUCCCCCAGCCCACCGCGGCAGAAUAUAUUCAGUCCCUUCGAACAAUGGACCUCCGCGACUUCAGAAAGUUCUUUUAUAACCUAAUUAUCGCUAGCCGUGGCUAGUUGGUGUGUUCCAGUACAGUGAUUCAGCAAGCAGCGAGCGAUUUUAGCUUUCAUUUUUCUCUACAUG